Molecule: messenger RNA, 327 nt
Organism: Panicum virgatum (switchgrass)
Lineage: Eukaryota; Viridiplantae; Streptophyta; Magnoliopsida; Poales; Poaceae
Exons: 2
Coding region: 1-327 (108 amino acids)
Source: RefSeq, a predicted model, not a curated record
AUGGAUCGCCGCAUCCUCAGGAGCGCGUUGUGCAAUGGCAGCGGUAAGAACUCGGCCCCUUCCUCUCCGGCGGCGGUUUCACGGUCCGCGUCGGUCGUGGGCGCCGGCUCCAAGGACGCCGCCGCUGCCGGCGAGUGCAAGGCGCUUCUGCCGCGGCAGCGGCCGCCCAGCGGCAUGGCGCGGAAGGGCCGCAAGGCGUCCAAACGGCGUGUGCAGUGGAAGGAUAGGCAUGGCAAGAAGCUCACCGAGGUCUUGGAGUUCCAACCUAGCGACUCAAGCGACUCUGAUGAUGAAUAUAUGGAUACUUGCAUAUGCUCAAUCAUGUAA